AUGUCGUUUCUUUUACAUUCAGAUAAUACUCCGUCAACUUCAUUCAAAUAUUCAUCAUCAUUCUGUCAACGAUCAACUGCAACACUUUCGCCACAAUCAUCAACGAUAUUACCAUCAAAACGAUGCAAUCAUACUUCAUUGGCUUUUAUUGAACAUUAUCCUUUACCAGAUUCAAAAUUAACAAAAGCUGAAGAAGUAAUAUCAGCAACAAACAACAAUGAUUCAUGCAUAAAUGUGUCAAAUUUGAUGUCAUCCUCUACCUCAAUGGCGAUACCAGCACCUUUGUCAUUAUCACCAAUGUAUCAACAAGUUUGGAGAGAAUUGCAACGUCGAAGUGAAAUAUUACGUCAACAAGUAUUUCAGAAAGAAAUGGAACUUCGUGAAUUACAUCUUAAAAGAUCAUUACGUAAUGAUAAAUGUUGA
This is a messenger RNA of Loa loa (African eye worm), 423 nucleotides long. RefSeq lists its product as hypothetical. Lineage: Eukaryota; Metazoa; Nematoda; Chromadorea; Rhabditida; Onchocercidae. The record is from RefSeq and is a predicted model, not a curated record. The transcript has 2 exons. Bases 1 to 423 code for a protein of 140 amino acids.